AUGGCGACAGGUGUACCGAAGCUAACAUACGCGAACGCAGUGUUGGCAUCGCGGGCAUCGAGACAAAUUACGGCCAUCUUUGAUAGAACUCAGGUGGCCGCAGGGAAAUGGGCUAUGGGGAUCACGGCACAUAAGGUCGCGACAGAGUUUGUGCUCGGCGAGCUUGGGUGGUCCACAUUCGAGAGCAGAGAGGCGCAGAGCAAAAUCCGAUACUUCGCAAGAGUAAGUGCGAUGGAUUCAGACCGAUGGCCACGGAAGUGCCUAUCGAUGAUGGCCUCUACAAAUAUAUACACAGAAGCCACAGCCCGACUGAACUUUCUAAAAAAACGAUUCUCAUGCACGGAUAUUCCCCUAGAAUAUACGGGAGAUCAGAGUGCGAGAUUCCAACUCUUCAAUGAACAAGUGAAGAGGAGGAUAAAAGAAAAACUAAGUGAGCAAUGGACGGAGUCAAUGAGCUCGAAAUCAAGUCUCACCCUAUAUAGACAAUGGAAAGUAAGGGGCGUAACGGUACGCGGGCUAUAUACGAAUAGUCGAGGGAGUACAUUGUUAGCACUGGCCAGAGCGGGAAUGCUACCGACCAGAGCACAUCGAACGAAAUACGAACCACUCGACCCAUUGUGUACGAAAUGCGGGAGAGAGGUAGAAACAAUCCCUCACAUCAUCAUGAAAUGUGAACCAUAUCACUCUGAGACGAAUGAGCUCCCCAGAAUGCUGGGCUUGGAGGGGGAGGGUGACGAUGGGACAUGUGAGGAGACGAAGAGAACGCUCGAGGAAUGGGAAGACGAGGCCCGAAGGAUCCGCUAG
Molecule: messenger RNA, 804 nt
Organism: Galendromus occidentalis (western predatory mite)
Lineage: Eukaryota; Metazoa; Arthropoda; Arachnida; Mesostigmata; Phytoseiidae
Exons: 1
Coding region: 1-804 (267 amino acids)
Source: RefSeq, a predicted model, not a curated record